Molecule: messenger RNA, 243 nt
Organism: Penicillium manginii
Lineage: Eukaryota; Fungi; Ascomycota; Eurotiomycetes; Eurotiales; Aspergillaceae
Exons: 1
Coding region: 1-243 (80 amino acids)
Source: RefSeq, a predicted model, not a curated record
AUGAAAAUCGCCCCGGCUCGCGCCACUACUUUCCUGAUCCGACCUAACCGCAGCAUCGGCAUGAUGGGCCGUGACCGGGCUUCGCAGCUAAUUAGCAAGCAGCCUUGUGCUUUUGCGCUUGUUUUGUUUCCCGAUGAAAGCACCACGUGUAGCCUCUCGGUCAUCGACGGCGAGAUCCGACCGUUGGGCUUUACUUCCGUCGUAAGACCUAGCAUGAUCUACAACGCCCUAUAUACUCUAUAA